AUGGGGAGACGCACCAGAAUAGUCAUAUGGAUGCUUGACUGGAUUGUACUAUACUUUGGAUUAAAUGCUACACAGACAGAAUGGGAUCUUUUUAAAUCCCCUGCCCUUCUUUUCCAGUUUUACGCCUUCUAUUGUGACCAUAAGCCAGAGAUUCAGUACGUGGUUAAGCAAUCCUUAAGAAAGGCAUUAGGAUUUCCAUUAACUAGUGCUCAUAACAAACAAGUCUGUAGCACAUGGGGUAACUACCACUUCAAGACAUUUGAUGGAGAUAUUUUCCACCUACCAUCCACUUGUAAUUAUAUCAUGUGCGCAAUGUGUGGAAGCAGCUACGAGGACUUCAACAUUCAGUUGAGACGCCAAGUAGUAAAUGACCAACCAAUAAUCACUAACAUCACAAUGAAGUUGGACAGCACUGUAGUGGAGCUCACCAAAAACUCUGUCACGGUGGACGGAAGAGUGAUGAAUCUGCCGUUUAGCCACUCUGGUAUUCUUAUCUAUAAGAGUUCCUCCUACGUCAAAGUCACUGCUAAACAUGGACUGGUGGCCAUGUGGAACGAGGAUGACUCUUUCACAGUUGAAUUGGACAUGAUGCACUUAAAUAAGACCUGCGGUUUGUGUGGAGACUUCAAUGGCAUCCAGCUACACAAUGAGUUCAUCAAAGAUGCUUGUCCCCAACCUACGGUGUUCUUUGACUGCACUAGUGCUGCUCCUGAAUCUACAGGAUCAGAGUGCCAAAAGAGCUGCAGCACAUUAGCACUGAGUGCAUCUCCGGCUGUAUGUGUCCGUCUGGGCUGGUAUCAGAUGAACAAGGAGGUCAAAUUGACAGAUGGAGGUUAUCAGAUUCUUCACAGAGAUGGGGGAGUGGACAUUCCUUACCAAAUCUUGAUAAGAGGAAUAUACAUGGUCAUUGAGGCAAAUAAUGGACUAAUUGUCAUGUGGGACCAGAGGGCAAAUAUGUUCAUCAAACUCAGUCCAAACUUUAAGGGUGCUGUUUGUGGUCUUUGCGGGAACUUUGAUGGGAACUCAAACAACGACUUCAUGUUGAGAAGUCAGGAGGUGGUAGUUAAACCCUUGGACUUUGGAAACGAUUGGAAAGAGUCUAAUAGCUGUCCUGUUACUAUGGAAAUGAGAAAUCCCUGCUCAAAUAACCCUUACAGGAAAUCAUGGGCUCAGAAAGAAUGUAGUAUCAUUACGAGUGGAGUUUUUACAACAUGUCAUUCUCAAGUGGAUCCCAAUCAUUUUUAUGAUGCUUGUGUGAGAGACUCAUGUGCUUGUGAUAGCGGUGGGGAUCAUGACUGUUUGUGUGCUGCUGUAGCAGCGUAUGCACAAGCCUGUAAUGAGGCUGGAGCCUGCGUUGCCUGGAGAACACCUAAAAUAUGCCCGUUGUUCUGUGAUUAUUACAAUGCUCCUGGCAAAUGUGAGUGGCAGUACAAACCUUGCGGAGCUCCUUGUCUGCAGACCUGCAGAAAUCCAACUGGGCAGUGCUCAAGUCAGAUACUAGCACUUGAAGUCGUUAAGUACAGUAGCUACAACAGUGUCCUCAACAAGCAUGCACAUACCACCAAGUACAACAUCAAUAGUCCAAAGUUCCUCCACCGUUACAAGUAUAUACACAGACAUAUCAACAACAAUUUCUACUGGUACACAUUCACCAACUUUUCCAACCACCAUGCCUACAACACCAAUGAAGAUAUCAACAAGCCUUAUUUCUUCAACAAACACAAGCAUAUCAGCAACGACUUCCACAAUUUUUUCUGCUACACCUUCACUUUCAUCAACAAGCAGAUUUACACAAAAUGUUACACCACCAGUCCAGAGUUCCCCCACUGUUCAGAAUUCCUCCAGUAUGACAGGCAUAACUACAACUCCAACAACAAAAACAUCUACAGCUCCAUCAACAACCUCUCCAACAUCCACAACAUUGAAAACAAGCACCCUUACUCCUACCCCUGGAUGUAUUUGCCAUUGGUCUGCUUGGAAUGCCUCUGGGGGCCCAACAACAGGUCCUGA
Molecule: messenger RNA, 2010 nt
Organism: Sinocyclocheilus grahami
Lineage: Eukaryota; Metazoa; Chordata; Actinopteri; Cypriniformes; Cyprinidae
Product: mucin-5AC-like
Exons: 13
Coding region: 1-2010 (669 amino acids)
Cellular component (GO): extracellular matrix
Source: RefSeq, a predicted model, not a curated record